Molecule: messenger RNA, 465 nt
Organism: Zingiber officinale
Lineage: Eukaryota; Viridiplantae; Streptophyta; Magnoliopsida; Zingiberales; Zingiberaceae
Exons: 2
Coding region: 1-465 (154 amino acids)
Source: RefSeq, a predicted model, not a curated record
AUGAUGCACGCCUUCACCCAAGGGAUGAUGGAUGGCGAUUUCUUCCGCUCGCUCAUCAGAAAGUCGCCGCGUGAUUAUGACCAUAUGUUGAAAAAGCCGAGCGAAUACAUCAACGUGGAGGAGGCGCAAGCGGCCCGUAAAAAGGAAACACCGACAGAGUUAGCAGCACCGCCUGAGCGGAGGCCUCAAGCUAUUCAUCAACCACCCAGAGGACCCCGGGUCGAGGGGAUGAGGCCGCAUCAGGAAUCAAGGUCGCACGCUGUGCAACACGUGGAGGUCGAAUGGCCUAAGUCGAGAGGAAAGGGGUACCAUCAAGUGCCGCUCACCCGUGACGAUCAGGAGAAAGUAAGUUUCAUAACUGCGGACAGCACUUACUGUUACAACGUGAUGCCAUUCGGAUUGAAGAACGCAAGUGUUACAUACCAGCGGCUCAUGAAUAAAGUGUUCCGAAAGCAGAUUGGGUGA